GGCAGCUCCCACAGCUCUAAUCUGUAUCUGGAAGAGGUGUUGACCAGACCCCUGAAUUACUUUUUCGACGGCAACUCUGUACGAGAGCAAUUCUUACUGCCGCUGCAGAGACAACUCAAAGAGGCAAGGACAGUGGAAGCAAAUCACCUUCAAGGAACGAGCGUCACACCUUUGGAAGUCGCAGCACAUCAAGAGCGGGCAGGCGAGAUUGAAGCGCGAAUUUGG
This is a messenger RNA of Amoebophrya sp. A120, 225 nucleotides long. NCBI's taxonomy places the organism in Eukaryota, Dinophyceae, Syndiniales, Amoebophryaceae. The record is from the annotation of a GenBank genome assembly.